UCUAGUAGAUAUGUUGACAGCGUGACUUAAUAUUUUUAUGUGUGUUUUUGUGUGUGAGUUGAGCUACAUGAACCAACCUGUGUUCAUCUUACAGUCAGAGACUUUUGUAGGACAACAGUGCCAUCUUUUGGACAGGACAUAAACAAACGUUGCACAUUUAAACAUAUAAUCUGUUUAUCAACAUUUUGUAAAAUGUAAGGAAAUAUACUUAAAAUAAAAUAUAUAUUUGUACCGGAUGGCAACUAAGUAAACUGCAAGAAAUUUAAAACGGAAAUAACCUAGAGGAAUCUAAAAUCUAAAAUGACUAAAACCCACUCUAUAGCGAUGUUGGUUCAUAAGGUUCAACCUACAGGCCUAACCUCUAUCGACCCCGGAAAAGCCUGAAUUCUUCACGGAAUGGAUUUAACAAGAUGUUGGAAACUGGUGUUAGUAGUAGAAAUGUUUCUGCCAGUUUGAAACUGUUUCCAUGACAAUCCUUGUAGUAUAAACAGGCCUUAGUAAAUUAUUUUGAUGACAUUGGGCACAUAUUGCACAUCGAUGCGUACCGACCUUACGUGACCCAGGAGGACAGCUGCUUUUAAGAUACUACUGGAACCAGUACGCAUGGCACUGAUGAUCAUGCGACACCUAAAAGAGAAAGGUAACUUUUUCCAUAAGGACUAAUAUUAAUUCAACUCUAGUUGGUCAAAACACAGAACAACAGUCUAGCACAAGCGCCAACCGGCUGUUUGAAAAUCGGAAGUAACGUAAGUAAGCUAUGUACGUCAUCAAAUCGCGCGAUCUGAAGUACACAAUCACAGUCAACCGGUCACAACUAAGUAGCCAAUUAUUUUCUAUAUCGUGGAAUCUACAGUGCUCAAUGCGAUAGGAUUUUGCCAUUACUAUUUAACCAAUAAGGUCUGAAGAUGACUGAGAUCAAGAGAGCCUUCUCAAUGGUGUGGGACCACUUCUCCUUAGUGACACCCAACAAAGUCCAGUGCUCUCUCUGUUCACAACGGCUGAGCUUCAACAAAAACACCUCAGCCAUGUUAAGGCACCUACGGUCAAGGCACCCAAGCGAGGCUUGGUACAGCAACUCAACAUCUGGAGCCCACGCAAACAUAAGCAGCUCAACAUCUGGAGCCCACUCAUCGUUCUCCAGCUCGAUAAUUAGCAGUGCUGGAGUCCACUCAUCGUUCUCUGGUACUGCAGGACUGAACUCAAUGUUUACAAACAGUACGGCUGCAGGACACCACAUCCAAGUCAGAACCACCAGGCAAGAGGACCUGGAUGAUGCCCUGGUGAACAUGUUGGUUAAAGACACCCAUCCGUUUUCAGUAGUCGAGGAAGAGGGGUUUGCUGCGUUCAUCCAAAAGCUUGACCCAAGCUACAAUCUUCCAAACAAGCAAGCUCUAAAGAAAAUGGUGGAAUCUCGGUGUGACAUCAUCAAUCAUAAUAUUAUGUCUCAGAUAGAAAUAUCCAACUUUGUCAGCCUUACCUCAGACAUGUGGACAUCUAUAGACAAAGACAGUUAUAUAUCAGUGACAGGGCAUUUGAUUGCGGAAAAUGCCCAGUUAUCCACUUUCCUCCUUGGGAUUUCUAAGCUGCCUGAAAACCACAAAGCAAUCCACAUUGAAGAGGCAAAAAACCAGCUGGUUGCGAGCUGGGGCCUACACAGCAGGGUUGCUGCAUUUGUUACGGAGACUGGUGGCAACAUGGUUGGCACGGUUCAGAAACUUGGGAUCCUCCAGUUGCCCUCUUUUGCACAUGUGCUGAACCUUGUGAUCAGGAGGUCCAUAGAUGCUACUUCAGAGCUGCAGGAAAUCCGCUCCCAAGCACGUGCAAUUGUGGCUUUCUUCAAGUUAAAUCAGAAUGCGGAGAUGAGGUUAGCCGAGGUGCAGGGGCAACUGGGCCGGACGGGGCAGAAACUGAUCCAGGAGGUGGACUCGAGGUGGAACAGCAGCUUUUCUAUGCUGGAAUGUCUCUUCGACCAGAGGGAGUCAGUAGCGGCUGCUCUCAGCACCCUGGACACGGACAUCAUCCCCCUGGGAUCGGCUGACUACGAGGUCAUCCACCAGUGCCUCGGAGUGCUCGGCCCCUUCAACCAGGCCACGGCCGAGCUGUCCUCGGAGAAACGGGUCUCCGCCUCCAAGGUCAUCCCUUUGAUCCGGAUGCUGAAGAUAACACUGGAGAAGAAGCACAGUGCCGCCACACACCCUGCAGCCAUGCAGCUGUCCUCCAGCCUGCAGAGGGAGCUUCAGGCCAGCUGCAACGUGGUAGAGACGGAGCCGGUCCUGGCGCUGUCCGCUCUCCUGGACCCGCGCUUCAAAAUGUUGGCCUUCGGGAACCUGGGCUAUGCUCAGGAGGCGGUGAAGCUCCUCACCUCUGAGUGCGCCUCUUUGAUCCGCAGCAAUCCGGACAACAUUGACACUUUGCCUCCGCCCGCCGCCGGGUCCGCGACGUCCUCGCCGUCCUCGCCCCAGACCGCUCCCUGGGUGAUGGACACCGCCCCUCUCUCGGCGGAGGCCUCUCCGUCCAAGUCCCAGGACGGAGGUCUGUGGGAGAUAUUUGACAGCAAAGUGGGCGAGACUCAGAGCGUCCAGAGCAGCACCGCGGACGCCGCGGUGGAGGUGCAGCGGUACCUGAGCGACCCGUACCUGAACCGGGCGGAGAACCCUAUGCAUUACUGGGAGAAGCACUCCAAGGUGUACCCGCACCUGUUCCAGCUGGCCCGGAAGUACCUCAGCGUCCCAGCCUCCUCUGUGCCGUGUGAGCGCAUAUUCACCAAAGCUGGAGACGUGUUCAAUAAGAAGAGAAGUUGCCUCAGCAUGAAGGCUGUCGAGCAGAUAAUGCUUCUGAAUAACGGUCUGGUCUGAUCCUUCCCACGGAGUGCUGUUCUUCACUUUUUGGCAUGUGCGUGUAACUGGCGAACAUGCGCAUUCUAUUGUAUUCUUUCGUGUGUAUGUGUGUGUGUGCGUGCGUUAUAUAGAAUGGAGGUCUUAAAAAGUUUUUAAUAUUUCUCAAUACGGCAUCUCACCACUAGAGUGCAGUGCUUCAAUGCCCUACUUUGCUUGGCACACUUAGAUUCACAUUUGUGGCUGUCAAUGACAGUUUUUUAUUUAUUUAGUCAGUGGACUGAAUUGACCAUUGCUUAUAAAACAGUGUUUAAUGUAAAGCGGGGGGAAAAAACUAUUUAAAACAUUGUAAAUAUCGUUGACUUCUGUUUUGCAUUGCCAUGUAAAUCUUAAAGGUUGUUGUUCAUGGUU
Esox lucius (northern pike) is the source of this 3245-nucleotide messenger RNA. RefSeq names its product zinc finger BED domain-containing protein 6-like. NCBI's taxonomy places the organism in Eukaryota, Metazoa, Chordata, Actinopteri, Esociformes, Esocidae. Gene Ontology annotation, molecular function: protein dimerization activity; DNA binding. Bases 906 to 2855 code for a protein of 649 amino acids. The record is from RefSeq and is a predicted model, not a curated record. The transcript is spliced from 3 exons.